This is a messenger RNA of Triticum turgidum subsp. durum (durum wheat), 1347 nucleotides long. NCBI's taxonomy places the organism in Eukaryota, Viridiplantae, Streptophyta, Magnoliopsida, Poales, Poaceae. The record is from the annotation of a GenBank genome assembly.
AUGAUUGACUGCCCGCGGCUGCUUCUUGCUGCCGCGAGCUCCGCCCCCGGCCCCUCGUCCGCCGCUUGCCGGAGGUUCGCCACCGGGUGCCCUCCCUUCUCCCUUUCAUGCCGCGGCCGCCUUUCUUCUUUCCCUGUGCAAUCUGCAUCCUCUGGGGCGGGGAGCCAGUCGAGCGUCGUGGAUGAGCCGGAGGCCGUCGAAUGGGCCAUGCAGGACUUCUACGCUUUGCGCAAGGAUGUUGAGUUGGCCGUAGAGCGUGUCAAUGAAGUCAGGCAGGAUGCUGGACUGGAACAGCUUCUGGAGGAAAUCGCUUCACUGGAGAACAAGUCUGGAGAUAGCACCUUGUGGGAUGAUCCUUCCAAGGCACAGGAGUUGCUUGUUGCUCUCACAGAGCUCAAAGAGAAAGUCAAACUUCUUAACGAUUUCAAGUCGCAGGUUGAAGAAGCGGAUACCAUUGUGCAGCUUACAGAGGAGUUAGACUCCAUAGACACAGGCCUUCUUGAGGAGGCAUCAAAGAUCAUAAAGGCAUUGAAUAAGGCACUAGAUAAUUUUGAAAUGGCACGGCUUCUUUCUGGGCCUUAUGACAAGGAAGGAGCUGUAAUUACUAUCUCUGCAGGCGCUGGUGGCACCGACGCCCAGGAUUGGGCUGACAUGUUGCUCAGGAUGUAUGUGAGGUGGGGAGAGAAGCAGCGCUACAAGUCAAGAGUGGUAGAGAAAUCCCCUGGCGAGGAGGCUGGAAUAAAAUCAGCAACAGUUGAAUUAGAGGGAAGAUAUGCCUAUGGGUAUCUCUCAGGAGAGAAAGGGACACACAGGAUCGUCCGCCAGUCUCCAUUCAACGCUAAAGGCCUUCGACAGACCAGCUUUGCUGGUGUUGAGGUCAUGCCUCUUUUACCAGAGGAAUCCUUGGAUGUAGAAAUUCCUGAAGAGGAUCUGGACAUAAGUUUUACGAGAGCUGGAGGUAAAGGAGGCCAGAAUGUGAACAAAGUGGAGACUGCUGUUCGCAUGGUCCAUAUCCCCACUGGCAUUGCCGUCCGUUGUGCAGAGGAGAGGAGUCAGCUGGCUAACAAGAUAAAGGCCCUAAGACGGCUGAAGGCAAAGCUUCUGGUGAUCGCCGAGGAGCAGCGUGCGUCGGAGAUCAAGCAGAUCCGUGGUGAUGCGGUGAAGGCGGAGUGGGGGCAACAGAUACGCAAUUAUGUCUUCCACCCCUAUAAGCUCGUCAAGGACGUCCGGACGGCAUGCGAGACGUCGGACAUCAGCGGUGUGAUGGAUGGCGAGCUGGAUCCCUUCAUCAAAGCCUACCUUCAGUAUAAGCUCUCUGCUGCUGCCGAGGAGCACAGCGUCAAAUGA